Messenger RNA from Lineus longissimus, 2415 nucleotides. RefSeq names its product probable ATP-dependent RNA helicase DDX31. Bases 47 to 2143 code for a protein of 698 amino acids. The transcript is spliced from 14 exons. The record is from RefSeq and is a predicted model, not a curated record. Gene Ontology annotation, biological process: ribosome biogenesis. Gene Ontology annotation, molecular function: nucleic acid binding; ATP binding. Gene Ontology annotation, cellular component: nucleus. NCBI's taxonomy places the organism in Eukaryota, Metazoa, Nemertea, Pilidiophora, Heteronemertea, Lineidae.
AACAAUUCCACGUGCAUUUUCUGAACUUUAAUAAAAAAGCUUCAAAAUGAGUGAUAACGACGGUGAUAUGCAGCUAAACAUUGUGACAGGCGGGUCGUCAGAUAGACGACAGAAGCAAACCAAAAUCAGACACCAGCACAGAUCUGUCCGUAUCAAAGAAAGAAAGAAAGCAAAGUGGUUAAAGGGGAAAGAAGAGUCAGGAGAGGGGAAUGAAACCGCUGAUGCUGAACCUGAGGAAUCGGCUGGUGAUGUGGUAGAUGAGGGGUCACCUCCCAAAGCUGGCAAGAGGAAGGCUGAUGGUGGCGAUGGGGUUCCAGCAAAGAAGACUAAGACAGGGCCUGUGAUUUCAUCCUUGUUUAAGAAUAAUCCAAAUAUCCCACAUGUUGUUAGUUCUCAAGUAGACAAAGUCCAAGAGCGGGUCUUCUCCUCCCAAACCUUCAGUCACAAGGAAGACCUCCAUCCAUACAUCGUAAAAAACCUCGAAGAAAGAAUGGGCCUCUUAACAAUGACAGCAGUGCAACAACAGACCAUCCCAGUUGUCUUACAGGGGAAGGACGUCCUGGUCAAGUCGCAGACGGGAUCAGGAAAGACUUUGUCGUAUGCCAUACCUAUUGUACAGAUGCUGCAGGGAGAACGUCCAAAGUUGUGUCGAAAUGACGGGGUGUUUGCUAUUGUAAUUGUGCCAACAAGAGAGCUUGCAGUUCAGAGUUUUGAAACCUUUCAAAAGCUUGUAUAUUCUUUUACUUGGCUGGUAGCUGGUAGCGUCAUGGGUGGAGAAAAUCGAAAAUCAGAGAAGGCACGAUUACGAAAGGGUAUCAACAUUUUGGUGGCAACACCAGGAAGAUUGUUAGACCACCUUCAGAACACAACCAGCAUUAACAUUGCCAGGUUAAAGUGGCUGGUUCUUGAUGAGGCCGACAGACUUCUAGACCUGGGAUAUGAAAAAGACGUUUCACAAAUCAUCAAUAUACUUGAUGAGAAGAAACAAAUGGAAAGACAGACACUAUUGCUCUCAGCAACACUCAGCCCGGGUGUUGAGAAAUUAGCCGGAAUGAGUCUUAAAUCACCUGUUCAUGUUGACAUUGUGCAAGGAAGUGCUAUCAAGAAACAUGUGCCAAUGUCUAGUGGGUCGGCGGAGGAUGAAGGAUCAUUUUCUCUGCCUGACAACCUCAAGCAACAUUUUAUUGUUGUACCAAGUAAACUGAGAUUGGUGACGUUAGCGGCGUUCAUUCUUUGGAAGUGCAAGUUCAGUACAAAAGGAAGCAAAGUUAUUGUCUUUUUAUCAACUCAAGAUUCAGUUGAGUUCCACCAUAAUCUGUUGACGGAAACGAUAUGUCGAAAUGAUGACAGUGAUGAUGAGGACAUUGCUGGACUGACCAAUCAGAUUGAUCUAUUUAAGCUCCAUGGUGACAUGGACCAAAAGGCGAGAACAAAGGUGUACCAAGAAUAUGUGGCUACAAAAUCUGGAGUCCUGCUGUGUACAGAUGUAGCGGCAAGAGGUCUUGAUCUCCCCAACGUUCGGUGGAUCAUUCAGUACAACACGCCUGGUAGUCCGUCAGAUUACAUUCACCGAGUCGGACGGACGGCCAGAGCAGGAUCCCGUGGACAUGCUCUUAUCUUCUUGACCCCCUCAGAAGUUGAAUACGUCAAGGUGCUAUCAAAAUAUCACAUCAGUAUGGAAGAAGUGAGCAUGGAUGAUGUGUUAAAGACCUUACUGAUCCCCUUCAGUACUGGUGGAGGGGCCAAGCCCAAGGAGAAUCAGACCAAAGAACAGUCGGCUACUUCACUACAGAUGACCUUCGAGAGCUGCGUGCAGGGGAACAAAGAUAUGGCCCAGUUAGCUAGGAAAGCCUAUCUGUCCUUCCUGAGAGCUUACGCCACCUAUCCUACGAAACUGAAACACAUCUUCCACUUGAAGUCGAUCCAUCUCGGUCACGUUGCCAAAGCAUUUGCCCUGAGAGAGGCCCCGGCACAGAUCAGUCAUAAAGGCACCAUUGAAAGCAAGAAACACAAAAAGAAAGAUUCUGGCCAGCGCCGUAACCCUCGUCCCGCCAUGGGGAGGAAGAUGGAUGCCAUGUCUGAAUUUGCCAGUGGUUUCGAAGGAAUCAACCCAUUCAAAAAGACAAAGAAACGAAAAUCUUGAAACCUGUCCCUAGAACAAACAGUAAGUGAAGAAAAAGAGAAUCUAGUGUGAUGUUGUCGCAGAAAAAUGAAAUAGACUAGUGAUGUUACAGAAACUUCAUUAUGCUAGGAUGUUAUUUUGUUUUUAGUAAGAGGACAAGCCAAAAAAUGUCCUGUUUUUCAGUGAGAGAAUAUGAAAUGACUUAAAGGAAGUCCUUCUGGUACGAUGCAUUUCUGAUCGAAUUGCAAAAUAUUCUUUUAGUUACAUCUGCUUGUUAACAGUUUCUUACAUGU